This is a messenger RNA of Gavialis gangeticus (Gharial), 3229 nucleotides long. It is a transcript of the gene GLT8D1, whose product is annotated as glycosyltransferase 8 domain containing 1. Gene Ontology annotation, molecular function: glycosyltransferase activity. Lineage: Eukaryota; Metazoa; Chordata; Crocodylia; Gavialidae. Gene Ontology annotation, cellular component: Golgi apparatus. The coding region runs from base 1405 to 2523 and encodes 372 amino acids. The transcript has 10 exons. The record is from RefSeq and is a predicted model, not a curated record.
GCACUGCACAGGCUGCCCUGGGCAGGAGCAUCGAGGGCUCAAUCCCAUACAGAGCACCAUGGGCAACAUACAACCAAUUGGGAGGUGCCCACCCAUGGGCUGGGUCCAAUCAGUUGGUGGGCCAAAUCCAGCCUGCAGGCCCUAUUUUACACACCCCUGUUUUUAUACUGUCCAGCCAGGCCCAGCAUAAGCAUUUUCUGACUGUGAUUUGUUGUUACCUUCAUGUAAAGACUAGUUACUGAUUUGGUAUAACACUUUUUCAGCUUCUCCUGAAUUUGUUACAAAACUGUGUUUACUAGGUAGCAUGUGGAAGUUGAGUCAGGAUGUGCACGUUAUCUUGUUUUGCAUCUAUGAUCAGUUAUUGUCAGGGGUGACUAGGUAUGUGUGAGGCCCAUACUUUGACUUUCACAUUCCAUUCAUGGAUUACAGGAGUCGUUUCUGCCAAAAGAAUAAUAAAGAAAUAACACACUGGCUUUGGGUUUACUUCUUUUUUCACUUAAACUGAAGGCAGUAUCUUUUCUGAUCUGGACUUUGGUUGUCCUAUGUGGUCUGCUGACUGUUAUUUUGUGUAUACGUACAUUUUGAUUGUCUCUUAUAUUUGCAGACAAUGUACUGGACUCACAUAAAGCCUGCACAGCCAGUUAAGCAUGGAAUAGAUACAGAUAUUUGCUCUGCUACCUGGAUGCUUUCUUGCCCAGAUAAUUAAGUAGGUUGGCUCAGCAUCAAAAAGAACCUAUCAAGAGUUUUUGAGAGCCCUUACAGAUUGUGUUUGAUAGCUUCUGUCUCCUAUCUGUUUCAGUAUGGGUAAAUUGAGUGAACCUAUAUGUACACAGCUAGUUUGAUAGCUUUGGUUUCAGCCUGGUUUGUAUAGGCUGAAGUAGUCAGGUCUUUUCUGGAAAACUUUUUUUUCCCCAGUUCACAGCAAAAUAGGGAUUAGCUCUGCCAAAAAGUGCCCAGUUCUUCCAUCUCCUCCUUCCCAGUAAAGUUGAUUCUUAUCUUGAAGCAUAGUCAAGCUAAUGGAGCAAGAGACUAAAAGGCUGGUAUAGUUCCAGCCUUCCUGUAGACUAAUUUAACUUUAUACAAUUCAUUUUGCUUGUCUCCUGUAGUUUCUCUGUCAGUAAAAUGUAGAUGAUAAUACUGUCCCACUUAAACCACACUGAGAUUUAUGGAUGAAUAAGUCUUGUGUAUGAAAUAACUUACCAUUGUUUACUCAUGCCCCUCACCCUAAAUUCUGCUUCUCUCCCUUUUAUUUAGGAAGUACCCAUUAGAAGUUGAGCCCUAACUAGAUGUUUACUUGGGUGCAAGUUUUGCUGGAGCAUUAAAACAGGAUUCAGAGUUUUUCUCAAGGAAGGAAAAUACUGUUUUUAACGUGGUUAUACUUAGCCACAAAGAUACAAAGGGAAAAUGACAUUCAGAAAAGUGAACAUUUUCAUCCUUGCAUUGGCUGUUGUUAUAUUUUUAUUAGUUCUGCAUCACAAUUUUCUAGGUCUCAGUGACUUCUUGAAACGGGAACUGUCAGAUUCAGAUGCAUUGGGACUCCAGCCCAUUGAUUUUAUACCUGAGGCUCCCCAAAAGCUGAUAGAAAAAAGGAAUGAGAAGGAAAUUCCUGUGGUCAUUACAGCAUCAGAGGACAGGCUUGGAGGCAUCAUUGCAGCCAUAAAUAGUAUUUAUCAUAACACAAAAUCAAAUGUGGUGUUCCACAUCAUCACUCAAAACAAUACUGUGGAUCACUUGAGGUCAUGGCUGAGUAACACUGUUCUGAAAAAUGUGAAAUACCAAAUUAUAGAUUUUGAUCCUCGUGUUUUGGAAGGAAAGAUGCGGGUGGAUUCAGAACAGACAGACUCCAUAAAACCAUUAACCUUUGCAAGAUUUUACUUGCCUAAUUUGCUUCCUUAUUCAGAGAAGGCCAUAUAUGUGGAUGAUGAUGUAAUAGUGCAAGAUGAUAUUUUUGAACUUUACAACACUCCAUUGAAGCCUGGACAUGCAGCUGCAUUUUCAGAUGACUGUGACUCAACUACUAAUAAAUUUGCAGUCCGUGGAGCAGGAAAUCAGUAUAAUUACAUUGGAUUCCUAGACUACAAAAAAGAAACGAUCCGGAAGCUUGCCAUGAAAGCUAGCACCUGCUCUUUCAAUCCAGGGGUCUUUGUUGCAAAUUUAACAGAAUGGAAACUGAAGAACAUCACUAACCAGUUGGAGAAAUGGAUGAAACUUAAUGUAGUAGAAGAAUUAUACAGUAAGACACUGGCAGACAACGUGGCUACACCCCCACUGCUAAUUGUGUUUUACAAGCAGUAUUCCAAUAUUGACCCUUUGUGGAAUGUCCGACAUCUUGGAUCUAGUGCUGGGAAAAGAUAUUCUCCACAGUUUGUGAAAGCUGCCAAGUUGCUCCAUUGGAAUGGACAUUUCAAACCCUGGGGAAGAACAGCUUCCUAUUCUGAUGUUUGGGAGAAGUGGUACAUUCCUGAUCCUACGGGCAAGUUUAACCUGAUUCGUAGACACUCAGAAGCUUAUAAGGCAAAGUAAAAUGGAUUCUGUAGCCUUUUUUUUUUCUCAGGAAACUAUUGGAGCCAGAUUAUUUCCUGUCAGCAGUUUUGUAUUACAGUUGCAGUCCUUGCCACUUUAGAGCUCAGAAAAAAUAUUCAUUUAGGUGAAAUGUUCAAAUGUCCCAAAAUGCAUGCCUCAAGAGGAGACAUUUUCUGUGUGACUGAGGAACCUAUUUUAACAGCUCUAGGAAAAGCAGAGAAACACCAUUAUGAACUAGCAUUUUUGCUUGAUAAUUUUUUACUUCACUCCACUACUAGUCUUCUGGAAUUGACAAUUUUGUCUGCACCUGGAUGACUACCAUGUACUAAAUUGCUGUGCAAGACUUUUAUGAGAGAGAAAUUGGUACUGUUUGCUUCUGUUACCUAUAAAAUAUGGACUUGAUAUCUGGAGCUUUCUGUUGCAUGAUGAUUCAUUCAUGACUUUAUAUUUAACCCUUUCUUUGCAAAAAGCCCCAUGAUCUAAACCACCCAUCUCCAUGGACUGGAUCUGGUUGUAUGUUUGAUUCCUCUGGUCUAUAUCAACUAACUUUCCAAAAGUCAGUCUUCAGGUAUCAUUUAAUUAUGACAAGCAUAUGUUGUUUGUUUGGUUUUUUUAGUGAUUGAUGAAUUACCACUUGACACUAGAUUUUUUUUAAAACUGUGGAGCAAGCUAAGCUUAUUCAAAAAUAAAAAUAGAUUUUAAAUUA